AUGGUUCAAAGAGUUGCUACGGACGAGCGGCCUUUCGAGACCCCGUCUUCCGAUGAGAGCGGCUUGGGGAGAGACUCCCCUACUGAUGACUCUGAGCCUGAAGCUGCUUUGGUCGUUCCUCCCGAUGGAGGCUGGGGCUGGGUGGUUGUGGCUGCUUCUUUCAUUUGCAACUUCAUCGUCGAUGGUAUACUUUUCUGCGGUGGAUCUUUCCAGAAACCCAUUCAGAAUGAAUUUAAUGUGACGGGGGGAGUGGUGGCACCAGUUUUCUCAUUACUACAGGGAUUUUACCUUAUCGCUGGUCCGUUUGCUUCUGCCUUAGCAAAUAAGUAUGGUUUUCGUGUUGUGACGAUUUUGGGAAGUAUGAUAACGGCAAGUGCGUUUACGUUGUCAUAUUUUGCGACCAGCGUUGAGUAUUUGUACCUAAUCUAUGGAGUAAUGGGAGGUAUUGGUUUCUGUAUGAUAUACAUGCCGGCCGUGUUGACUGUCGGUUUCUACUUCGAGAGAUGGCGCGCUUUAGCCACAGGCUUGGCACUUUGUGGCUCCGGAGUCGGUACCUUUGUGUUCGCACCGCUGACCGACUCUCUUAUCGAGAACUAUGGUUGGAGAGUUGCCGUUGCAAUUAAUGGAGCAUUCCUUCUCAUCUGUCUGGUUUGCGGUCUCGCAUUCAGGCCCAUACAACCUGUCAGGGUGACCUUGGCAGACCAAAGAGAAGAAGAUGAUACCUCGCGGCGACACGAGGAAGCUGUCGAGAAACUUAACUCCAUGCUCAAACUCCACAACAAACUGGACUCAGGAAUCUCAAUGCCCCCAGAAAUGAGAUUCACCAACCGAGUCAGCCCUCACACGUGGAUGGGAGUCGCCAAUAACACUAGGUACCCGACGGCCGAAGAAGUCUUCCGGGGAAGCAACUCACAUCUCAGCAGAAGGUCCUCCGCAACGGCCGGCACGAUCAAACAUAAUUGUAAGCCUCUCUUCAUCGCCAGUUCGGUGGCCGAGAAAGACGAACAGGAGGACUCUAACAGUAACGUCGACAAUGCCGAGCCACUGAUUGCUAAUUCUGUUAAAAUUGUCACGCGUGAGGCUCGGCCUCGCCGAUCCCACCUCGAUUUGGUCGCACGCCCUCUGUAUCGAGACGACAUCUUUUUCGGGGGCAGUCUCGCAAGGCUGCCUCAAUAUACGUCUAGAACUUCGCUAGGGUACCACUUGGCCGUGACGCACGUCCCGACAAAGGAGGAUACACAAGAGGAACAGUCUGGAAAAUGUCAACUCUGUCCGGAAGCGGUGAGACGAGCGCUCGCUACCAUGCUGGACGUGAGCUUGUUCCGGUCGCCGACGUUUAACAUACUGGCGAUAAGCGGAUUUUUCACUAUGUUAGGAUUCUUCGUGCCUUACACAUACGUAGCUCAGAGGGCAGAAGACAACGGCUGGACCAAAUCGAAGAGCGUGUGGCUGAUAUCGACGAUCGGCAUCACAAACAUCCUCGGACGUAUUGGAUGUGGGCUGGUUUCCUCUAUGCCGAAGGUGUCUCCUCUGUGGUUGAACAACAUCGCUCUUACUGCUGGUGGCGUGGCUACGAUGAUGAGUGGACUGUAUUUCAAUGAGAUCUAUCAAUUCGGAUACUGCGCAAUCUUUGGGCUAGCUGUCGCAUGUUUCGCAUCCCUUCGUUCAAUCUUGGUGGUGGAGUACAUAGGUCUAGAGCAGUUGACCAACUGCUUCGGUUUGUUCCUGCUCUUCCAGGGCCUCGGAGCUGUGUUAGGUGUUCCCAUAGCAGGUGCUCUAAUGGACCUAACACAUAGCUACACCAUAUCAUUCUGUGUGUCUGGCGGUUUCUUAAUAUUUUCUGCCGUAAUGUGUUACCCAGUGGACUACAUUAGUCGGUGGGAGAAAUCUAGGAACAAACUGUCCACCCCAAAAGUCUGA
Messenger RNA from Pieris macdunnoughi, 1920 nucleotides. The record is from the annotation of a GenBank genome assembly. Lineage: Eukaryota; Metazoa; Arthropoda; Insecta; Lepidoptera; Pieridae.